AUGGGCAUCGUUCGGCAGUAUAUGGAGGAGGAAGCUUCAUUGUGUCAUGGACAAGUAUUUUGUAUGCCUGGAAGACCGAAUCGCACGAUGGGGAUGAGACUAGUGGUAGGUGAUCUGCAAGAAGACGGUUUUAAUGUUGAUGCGAAGCGAUCCGCUGAAGAAAGACUUGAAGCAGUGGGGAAUUUUCACAGACCAGCAUGGCUUUUCGUUUGCCGACGACCCGUGAACGAGGCGAUGUGGGUCAUUUCCUCAGUUCACGUGGAAGAUGCAGCAGUUGAAUCAGAGCAAGCCACUGUGCCGAUCAAAAUGAGGAAAGCCGAAUUUGAAAUAUACAUGAGAGAAGACGUAACAGUUGAAUCAGAACAAGCCAUCCAGUUCGCUUCACUGAUGAAAAUUGAGGAAAGCGAAUCUAGAAUUUACUUGGGAGAAUACGUAGCAGUUGAACCUAAAUAA
Molecule: messenger RNA, 453 nt
Organism: Gongylonema pulchrum
Lineage: Eukaryota; Metazoa; Nematoda; Chromadorea; Rhabditida; Gongylonematidae
Source: the annotation of a GenBank genome assembly